Messenger RNA from Staurois parvus, 390 nucleotides. The record is from the annotation of a GenBank genome assembly. NCBI's taxonomy places the organism in Eukaryota, Metazoa, Chordata, Amphibia, Anura, Ranidae.
GUGCCCAGCAGUGCCACCCUCCAGUGCCGCCCACCUGUGCCCAGCAGUGCCACCCACCUGUGCCACCCAUCAGUGCUGCCCAGCAGUGCCGCCAGUCAUCAGUGCCACCCAUCUGUACCCAUCAGUGCCGCUUAUCAGUGCCCAUCAUUGUUGCAUAUCAGUGGCAGCUCAUCAGUGCCGCCCAUCAGUGCCAGCUCAUCAGUGCCAGCUAAUCAGUGCUGCCUGUCAGUGCCCAUCAGUGCUGCCUAUCAGUGCCCAUCAGUGCUGCCUAUCAGUGCAGCCUCAUCAACGCACAUCAGUGAAGGAGAAAAAAUUACCUGUUUGCAAAAUGUUAUAAUAGAAACAAAGAAAAAAAAUUUUUUUUACAAAUGUUUGCUCUUUUUAUCUAUU